AUGGGGUGGGCGCACGAGGCGGUGGCCAUGGCGGAGGUGCUCGGCCUGGUGCCGGGCUUCGUGGACAUCCUCGUCCUCGCCGGGGGCCGGACCUCCUCCGGCGCCCCCGCAAGCUGGCGCUCCGGCGACGUCCAGAAGGCCCUCCGGUGGGCGCUCUUCUUCGAGGAGGUAUUCAGGAACCUGCGAGAAUCCGGACGGUACGAGGACUCCGCGAGGGAGUUCGACACCGCUCUCGCGGAGCUCACAUCAAACCGAAAUUUUCCCCAGGGCCUCGCCGAUGUUCGAUCGGAUACGCUCUCGGUGGCGAGGGAGUUGGUUAUAAAGCAUUUUCUGAAAGCCGAGACGACGAGCGUCGAGAACCUGUGCGCUGUUCUUGAAGCGGUUGUGGAGAUGGACAUCGAGGGCAUCGGUGGCAGCGGCGAGCGUGAUACGUGCCGAGAGUAUGUGAAGUCGGUCCUGGAUAUGGAUUUGUCUAGUUUGGCGCGGACCAAGAGUGGCGGUGAUGCCGGGGUUCCCGCCACUAGUUCUGACGAGCUGUAUGCAGAAUCCUUGUUCUUGGGUCAUUCAAGAGUUCUAGUUAGCGAGCUUCUGGAACGGCUAGAUUCAGCGUCGUGUAUUUCUCUAGCUGAGGGAGUACUGGGCAGACUUCUGAACAGCGCGAAAAGGAACAGCUUUGAUGAUGCAGGGAACACGUUGUGCGCACCGGCAAGUCUUAUAAAAUCGCAAUUGGUCGACGAGUUCCUUAUGUGGAAGAAGUGGAGAGGGCGGUGUUUGUCAUACUUGCUUGAUGAACGUACCAUUCGGAUAGUCUCUGGAUCUAAUUUUAUCUUUAGUGCUCCAAAGGAGCAGUGGAUUAGAGUGUUUGAACCAUUAAGAGCUUCUGUAGAUUCUUCUCAGAGUGGCUUCGUUGAAGUCAUGGAGAUAUGCUUGCUGGGUUUGGUUUCAAGGCGAUGGGACCCGUUGAUACAGAGCUUCGUCUCACAUACUUAUAGUUCUGUUCCGAUAUCCAAGCAGUAUUCUGAUCUGCACCAGUUGCUUCAGGGACCUUAUCAGGAUGAAUGCUCAGACAAGAUUCUUGGUUUGAAGGAAAAUGACAUUCUUGAGUAUGCAAGGCAGUCAUUAGAAAGUAAACCACACAUAUUAUGGCUUCUACCUCCAGUUCUUACCGCCGCAGCAAUUCCUCCAAGGUCAACCUUGUUUGAGAUAUACCUUGCUGAAAUCGAUAAGCAAUUUGAUGAAGCUGCUUCCACUGAUCGAAGAUGUAAUUGCAGGAGAGAUGGAAUAGAGCAGCAUCAUAACUGUGAUAUUGCCGAAAGGAUUCAAUGUCUCUACAUAUUCCAUGUUCAACAACCUCAUCUGACGGUUCACUAGUGGCGGUAGUUAAGAUAAUGCUGGAGAUUUGCAAUGUGCACUUCAUUUCCAAGUAAUUGAUUUUCGAGGCUGGCUGCAUUUAAUUACUAUGCAUGUACUAUUGUGGUGAUUUGAUGAACAUUAAACAGCAGGAAAUAAAUACACUUUUUGCAUGUUGAAAGAUGAAAAUCAUUUAUCUAGAAGAGAAAUUGAUCGACAGUGACUGCAUAUAGACUGGUCAAAUAUGAAGAUCAAGUAGUUCUUAUUUCUCAGAUUGUUUCUUCUGAGUUGACAAUCUAUGAUGAAUUUUGAAUUACACCUAUCUUCUUGUUCAACCCAUUACUUUAGGUGAUUUAUUUGCAUCAUAUUUAUUCUUCUCUUUUCCUUUUAUUUUUCUGGUCAAUGAAACUUAAGUGUUUGCAGUACUUGUUGAACAAUUGUGGUUCGACUGAUGUCUGUUGUAUGAUUUUAUUCUAUUUAUCUGGAUGUUGAUGUGACCCGGUCUCUUUAAUUUGGCCUGGUAGUCUGGUAGCAUCAUGGCAGAUGAAUUCCAUCUGGAAAAAAACACCAAUAUGAUCCCUAUGUUGAUCUACAUCAGGUGUCCAUGCUUUUAAAUAUUGAACCCCAUGGUAGAGUAAGGUCUUCAUAGUCACAAAUUCGCGUUAUCCACAUAUUGUUGAAUUAAUUGUGUGUCGAAGUGUAAAUCUUGGAAAGGGUAGUCGGCUUACAUUAUAAUCAGAAAUGCAUUUUUUUUCUUUGAUAAAAUUACUGAAGACUACUAUGUUUUCAAUCUGCAUCCAACCAAUACUUGGCUGACUUUUGUCCCUAUUAUUUUACCUCUUAGUGCUCUAGAUUCCACCUGCUCCCAGUCAGAACUCCAAAGCAUGAUUAAUAAAUUAUUUGUUGAAGUGCUGUAUUCCAGCUGUCCCUUUUCUUACAAAAUGAGAUGCAUAGUCUUGGAUAAGGUAAUUUAGAAAGAGACACUGGCGUGCCAGCUUUAUAAAACCUUCAUACAUGCCAAAUUCGGUUUGUCAACUCCAAAGCACCUAGUUGCCAAAAAGAUACUCCUAGAUUGCAAGCUCUUUAUUUGAUUUUUUUAAUGGAAUAUUGCUUCAUCCACACAGUUAGCACUCAGCAUAGGGCAAGUUAGCUGUACCAUGUCCUGAUACUGGUUGUAAGCAUUCGUGUCAGGAUUUGUUACAACUCCCUAACUGAUUAGUGUAAUAGGUUUAUUCACAUUAAUUUUUCAGCCAGAUCAAACUAGCAGCUGUUAAGCAUAUCUGAAGCCAUAUAUCCAUUUACUGUACUAGCAAUCCAGCAUGGUCAGCCUUCUCAAGCUUUAAUUUUUUCUUAGGAACUUAACGCUGGGUGCUUCUUGCGUGGUCCGCUGGUAGGUUGUAGAAUAUCUAUUACUACACGGGAAGUAACUCCGUGUGGUCCCUACUCUUAAAAUAGAACAAAUGGAGUCCGUUUAAAGUAUUGGUAGACUAUCAGCAUAAUGAUUAGGAAAUUUUGAUACAUUAGCAGAUGAAGAGUCCCCCUCUAGAACCAUAGCCCCGCCUACCCUCCCAUAUGCACACAAGAGACAAUGAAUUGAACUUCUUGACAUUCUUAGCCCCCGAAAUGAUCAUAUUCUUUGCUUAAAGUUUAUUCCCUUCUCUUCUGCAAUUCAAGUCUGUGAAGAAU
Messenger RNA from Lolium rigidum, 3036 nucleotides. RefSeq lists its product as uncharacterized. Lineage: Eukaryota; Viridiplantae; Streptophyta; Magnoliopsida; Poales; Poaceae. The transcript is spliced from 9 exons. Gene Ontology annotation, cellular component: Fanconi anaemia nuclear complex. The record is from RefSeq and is a predicted model, not a curated record. Bases 1 to 1371 code for a protein of 456 amino acids. Gene Ontology annotation, biological process: interstrand cross-link repair.